Anopheles nili is the source of this 3648-nucleotide messenger RNA. Its product is annotated as mediator of DNA damage checkpoint protein 1-like. The transcript is spliced from 4 exons. Lineage: Eukaryota; Metazoa; Arthropoda; Insecta; Diptera; Culicidae. The record is from RefSeq and is a predicted model, not a curated record. Gene Ontology annotation, biological process: mitotic cell cycle. The coding region runs from base 1 to 3648 and encodes 1215 amino acids.
AUGCAACGGGUUAUGAUCGUUAAAAGUGGCGCCACCAUGUCACCGAAGGUCCAAAAACGAUUAUCUGUUGGCUUCGGGGCGAAUGCAUCGGUGCAGAUACAUAAAACUGUAACGCUCACAGAUAUGCAACAACAGACCACCACCACCAGAGCCGACGCCCCAUCGUACGAGCUCCCUAACGCCAGUGACGACGCAAUUACCCCCGGCAGAAGGAAGAGCCUUCACGAAAACCUCCUGAUGCGUCUCUUAUCCACGCCAAGCGAAGAACCACUGUUCCGGAAAAGUUCGUCCGAAAAUGGCGAAUCUCAGCGCACGGCGGAUGAUUCGUUCGAUAGUUGCCUAUCGGGCCGAAGCUCACCGUUCGAUUUCGAUAUGCUAGGCAACUCACCCGAUAUCCUGCGCUGCAAUACGCCACCGGCUGCCGAAAACGCCACUCCAGUACCAAAUCGGCGCAUGCAGUUGCUUAUGCGUGAUUUCAAUAGUCCUUCGGCAGCGGCCCGUCUUAGGGCGGUGCGUGCUUUAAAUUCGGUCUCCAAGCGCAACGCCUACGGUAACUUUGAUGUGUCGUACGCUGAGCAGGAUAUUAUUACGGCCGAGGAGCGACACGAACAGGAUAUGCGCACCAUUCAGGAUGUCAUGCGCGAUGUGUGCGUGUAUGUUGAAGUGCGUUCCGGCACGGACAACCGAUCGGAUGGUAUCAAGGAGCACAUUGCAUCGCUGGGGGCGAAAGUGAAUGAACGACUGUUAAAAGAUACAACACAUGUCAUAUUUAAGGAUGGCUUGCUAUCCACGUAUCAGAAGGCGAAAAAAAUGAACGUACCGAUCGUGUCCAUCCUGUGGGUUGAAGCGUGCAAGCGGCACGUAUGUCUAAUGAAUCCGGUUGAUUUUAAGAUAUCAAAUCUGGAGCGGUACGAAAAUCCGGACCUGUUCAAGCGGAUUCGGCGUCAAAAAUCAAUGCAACCCGGCGCAGUCGACGCUAAUGGGCCGAAAAAACGUCCCGUUGCGGGAGGAAAGGCGCCUGUGUUGUCACCACCAUCGAAACUACCGGUACUGCAUCGAAUUCGCAAAGACGAUCGGCUGGAACGCAUUCUGAGCGACUUUGAGGCGGAAAAUCAAAUCACCAGCUCCAACGAAGGUCCCAUCGACGAGUACGAUCAGCUCCUUCAAGCGGCUCCAAUGCGCAUGCUAGAGCGCUUCCGUUCUACACCAACACCGAUGGACAGGGAUGAGGAGAUUCCCGGCACCGCUACACCCCUCGGGGAACAGGACGCAGGACCAACGAGCGUGGAAAAGGAUUUAGCGUCGACUUCCAAACGGGCGUUAUUCACGAAUCCUGACUCUGCCUCGAAAAGGCAACGCACUUCACCCGGGCUAGUAGCUUCCAGGGCACGGCGCAAGACUGUUAUGUUCACACCACAGAUGACGAAUGUUGAGGAAGAAACUGUGACUACCGAUGUACCCUCGGCGAAUGAGGAAACUCCAAAAUCCACCUUAGGGCGCAACAGACGCAAAACAAUUGUGGUAGAAAAUGAAGUGGCAUCGCUAACCCCACAGUUGGUUGUAGGAAAAGCCACACGACGACGUAAAACAAUCGUCGAACUUCCGGUGAACGAAAGCAACACCUCCGUUGCUGCUUCUCCUAGUAUAAUGACGAGAACUCGUCGCCGUUUGACAAACUCUAAUACAGACAAAGAAAAUAGUAUCGUCUCGGAAGCGCACACUAGUCCCGGCGGAAAGGAUCUUAAGUCCGUUGCAAAUACGCUGGCUAACGACAUGUCGGUGAUGCAUUUGUCAGCUAGCGCUAAACGGCGAAGUUCCAUCAAGCCUGCACAGGAAAUCGGUACACCGGUAUCCUUCCCCAACACAGUGCAAAAGGCAGCCCCUAGCCAGCGUCGUCGGCGAAAAACGAUCGCAUUUGGUAAUGAGGAAAACACUCCUCCAACGGCUGUCUCGAUGGACGUAACAAACUAUCACCCUUUGAAGGAGCGAAGGAUAACGCAACAAGGCAGCACCAUUUGCUCUGUGAAGGAUAUGGAUGUUUCAAGCGCAACCAUGCAGGCCGCCUCCCGAGACGAAGUAGCGAAAUUAAGCAGUUACGGUACGACGAUGAACGUUUCUGGAGCAUCAUCCAGUGUGUCAGCGGGUACGCUUCACCGCCGUACCUUAUUUAUUCCCUCCGUCGAGGGAGCAAUGGAUGCAAGAAACUCCGCAGGUAUGACUAGCUGCCACGAGGUGUCCUCUAUCAUGUCUGAAAGACAGCGUACGUUCUGUACGCCGGGAAAUUCCACCCCAAUCGACCCCCUGCAGGUUAGCGAAACCCCACCGGAUAUGUCCGGCGUGGAAACUCGCUCUCAUUUAACGCAUGCCGAUGGCAGUAGCAUCGCAAAUCGUCCCAAUCCCGUUUCUAGCUCCACGCCACAAUCGCUCGUUAGCAACGGCGGUGACCGUCGAAAAACGCUUUUAGAGCAGUACAACGACACGCUAACCUUCAGCUCGACACGUGCCCCAAACAUCCGGCGGCGUACCGUGUUCGACAUCACCAUGGACAUAAUGGACCACCGGUUGUCGGAGAUUAAUCGCCAGGCGGCGGCAGCACGAGCGGAGGGCCAACAAACGCCAGCAAGAAACACUGCAGCACCAGCCACCCAACAGCAGGAUAACCCGGGGCUGCAAUCUCCACCACCGCUGGCAGUCCAAACAUCACUCGACACGUACUACCGGAAGUCCGCGAAGUCAUGCGAGAAAUCGGCAACAUCCAGCGUGGCGAUCGAAGCACCGAAAAAACGAAAACUUUUCAACAUACAACCGACGGGAACGGAUUCACCGAUAGCUGAGGUGCGUCAGAUUGCGGCAGUGACUCCCAAAACGGCAUCCAAACGGCGCUCCUUGGCACCGGUAGUAGCCGAGGGUUCAAAAAGCAUCACGGCAUCAGCGAAAAAGCGCCGAACGACAGGCAUUUUCGAAUCACCAGCCCAGCAAAGGGUGCAGGGAUCGAGUAAAAGCCUUUUCCCCAUCGGUAGGGGUCUGCCAACGAUGGUUUCGCAGCGACCGCAACCACGGCAAUAUUUAGCUACGACCAAUCUUCAUAGUGAGCAGAAUGCGUUCGUGCAGGAGGCGAUUGCCUCGCUAAAUGGUUUCCUUGUGGAGCCCAACGUCACGGACAACACCACGCACCUGGUAACGCUUGAGACGCGUCGUACGAUAAACCUUCUCCGGGCACUGAUACGCGGCCUGUGGAUUGUCCGGUACGAGUGGAUCGUCGACUCUUACCGGGCCGGUUGCUGGCUGCCAGAAGAGUCCUUCGAAUUAAGGGAUUUCUCCGUAGCCGUGCAGAUCAAUCGCAGUGAGCGUCAAGCCUUCGGUAGUUGCUAUCGCAACGAGCUAUUUGGUGACUACGGUCCGUUUUGGGUAUCGCCGGGUUGCACCGUACCGGAAUUGCAGCUUCGCGAGCUGGUGUUGCUGUGUCGCGGCAAAAUUACGCGGAAUCGAACGCAGGCUAGGUUCAUUGUCGUAGAACCAAACGAUCCAGCACUGGAUGACGUCGAUGGUGCGCCAAACGAACAGCUAUACGUUACUCCUCUUUGGAUUCUGGAUAGUAUUACCAUCAAUAGGGUUAAGAAGCUCUCUAGAAAGUAUCGCCUACGAUAG